Molecule: messenger RNA, 1632 nt
Organism: Ichthyophthirius multifiliis
Lineage: Eukaryota; Ciliophora; Oligohymenophorea; Hymenostomatida
Product: short chain dehydrogenase, putative
Exons: 9
Molecular function (GO): oxidoreductase activity
Source: RefSeq, a predicted model, not a curated record
AUGAAAAUAUAAUUAUUAACAUCAAUAUAUUCACCCAAAAUAGCUCAUGAUUAAUUAAAUAAAUCUCCUGCCAAAGUUUAAUACACAUUUUCUAAAACGAACCGUUUUUAAAAAACUCGUUUAAGUUAUUGUUAAUCAGCAUUUUAUUAAUUGAAAUCCACAUUGAAUUAACGCGCCACAAAUUUAGGUUUAGGCCGCAAAAGUGAUUUUACGAAAAAAGAUAAGGAUAUUCCUGGUCCUAAUUAAUACUUAAUAAAAAGCUCUUUUGAUAAACAAUAGUCCAUCUAAAAAGGAAUCUCAUUUAAAUUAGGUAGAGAAGAAAUUAGUUUUCGAAAAAUGAAUGAAUAUACAUCAGUUCCAGGACCAGGGCAUUACAAUUAAGAUGAUUCUAAAUAAAAGAGAUUAUAUCAUUAUUCAUUAGGAAGAAAUACUCAAAGCACAUGUAAUAUUUUUUUAUUAAAAAUAAAAAUAUGUAUAUAAAUAGAAUUAAUUCCGAAUUAUAUUGUUAAAUUUAAGGAUAACCCAGGACCUGGAACUUAUUAUAUAUAAGGUAUGAAUAAAACUGGGAAAUAUUUUAUUUCGAAAUACAAUACUAGUAGAGCUGCUGUUUUUUCCCCUUCUACUUAAAAUAGAUUUUAAUUUUUAUAUAAAGGUAAAUAAAGUCCUGGACCUGGAUAAUAUGAAUAUGAAGGAUUAAGUAAAAAAGGAAUUUAUUAUAAUUCAAAGCUUAGAACAACUUCAGGAGGCAAAUUUUCAUAAAGUUAUAGAGAUACUAUUGGAAUUAGAGUUAAAUCUGAAGUUCCAGGACCUGGAAGUUAUAGAGUAGUAUCUGAAUUCGGGGAUACUGAAUUUCCUCCAAAUUAAUCAGUUAUAAUUAUAACAGGAGCAUCGUCAGGAAUAGGUAGGGAAUUAGCAUUAAGAUAUGCUUAAUAAAAUUGCAAAUUGUUGAUAUGUUCAAGAGAUAUAAAAAAGUUAAUUGAAGUUCAAGAAAUGUGUAAUUAACUAGGAGGAAUAACAAAUGUUAUUAAAUGCGAUGUUUCCUAAGAAAUCGAUUGUAAAAGUUUAAUUGAAGAAUGCAUUAAAUUAUAUGAAAAAAUAGAUAUCUUAAUAUUAAAUGCAGGAAUAAAUGCACAUAGUCCAUUUUAAGAAAUCGAAGAUAUACAAAUUUUCAGAAAAAUAAUGGACACAAAUUUUUUCGGAUAUGUAUAUCCAACCAAAUAUGCACUAUAACAUUUAUUAAAGAAUAAAGGAUAAAUAGUUGUACUUUCAUCUAUUUCAGGUGAAAUUGGUUUACCUUAUAGAUCAGCUUAUUGUAGUAGUAAAUUUGCAGUUACAGGUUUUUUCGAGUCUUUAAGAAUAGAAUUAAAUUAAAAUGAUAUUUCAAUAACAAUUAUAUGCCCUCCUUCUGUUAAAACUGAUAUGAGAAAUCAUGAUUUGUUAUAAAAAUACUAAUAAAAUGAUGAUGAAUUAAAUAGAAUGAGCGUUGAAGAAUGUGUUAAAAUAGUUAUGUUUGCAAUUAAAAAAAGAGCUAGAAAAAUUUUCUUUCCUUUUAAAGCAUAUUUUGCUGUAUAUUUAAGACCUUUUUUCCCUGAUUAUGUAGAUAGAAAGCUAAAAUAAGCCGCAAAAUUAUGA